Molecule: messenger RNA, 873 nt
Organism: Setaria italica (foxtail millet)
Lineage: Eukaryota; Viridiplantae; Streptophyta; Magnoliopsida; Poales; Poaceae
Exons: 1
Coding region: 1-873 (290 amino acids)
Source: RefSeq, a predicted model, not a curated record
AUGAUCCUGUGCCUCGUCUCCCACGUCCUCGCGGUCCACCCUGGCCACGCCCGCCGCCUCAGGCUCGGAACCAUCUCUGUCGCCGGCAACUCCGCCGCCUAUGAGCACUGGCUCCGCUCGCCAGCCCUCGACGGCCUCCAAGUGCUCGGGAUCCACCCGGGGCUGCCCUGCCUGGACUUGAGGACUAUACCGCCCUUGCCGCUGCCGCCGCCGCUCCGCUUGGCUCGCACAUUGCGCGUCCUUAGGGUCGGCUCCUGCGUCCUCCCCUCCACCGCCGCCGCGCUUAGCUUCCCGCACCUCGAGACGCUGUCGCUCUGUGGCGUCAGCGUCUCGGAAGACGCCCUCCACGGCGUCCCCGCCGGCUGCCUCGCCCUGGGAACGCUAGUGCUCGACGAGUGCACCGGCUUCGCCCAAGUCAAGAUCACCUCGUCCACCAUCAGGACUCUCGCCGUCUCCGUCGCGCAUUCCAUGAACCCGAUGCCGGAGGUGAUGAUGCGCCGGGUAACCGUCGAGAACGCCCCUCGUCUGGAGUAUCUGGCCCCGUUCCGCCAUCGUUUCAGCGGCGAAUCCUUCGAGCUACGGGUGGUGAGCGCGCCCAGGCUGAGGUUCCUGGGAUGCAUCUCCAGGACCAUCUCCCGGCUCGAGCUUGGAGACACGGUGUUCAAAGUGACCAGAUGCCACAUCGACCAUGUGCACCAGGGCAAAGUAAUUUCUCAGGAAACGCGAUCGGAGAUGCGCGCGGUUAGAUAUGGGGCGACGCUGCAAACCGUGAAGAGUUUGGCUCUGGAGGACGUUGAUCGCACUGAUGUGGUCUGCAACUUCCUGAGGUGUUUCCCAUGCUUGGAGAAGCUCUACGUCUCUGCAGGAUCUUGA